AUGGACAGCAGUCUCUCAAUGUGUCACUGGCUGCAUCUCAACCCUUACUGCCACAUCCAGAAGUACUACAGCAGGCAUCUCAGACCCUUACUGCCACAUCCAGAGUACUACAGCUGCAUCCUCACCUUACUGCCAACAUCCCAGUACUACAAGCGGCAUCCUCAAACCCGUUACUCCACAUCCCAGAGUACUACAGCUGCAUCCUCACCCUUCUGCCACAUCCCAGAGUCUACAGCUGCAUCCUCAACCUUCUCCACAUUCCAGAGUGACUACAGCUGGCAUCUCAAACCCUUACGCCACAUCCCAGAGUACUACAGCUGGCAUCCUCAACCCUUACUGCCACAAUCCCAGAGUACUAACAGCUUGGCAUCCUCACCUUUACUGCACAUCCCAGGGGUACAGAUCCCGAAGGGUUGGAGUGUGAUGUACAGCAUCAGAGACACCCACGACACCUCCUCCGUCUUCAAGGACGUAGACGCCUUCGACCCCGACCGCUUCUCCCAGGAACGCAGCGAAGACAAGGAGGGACGCUUCCACUACCUCCCGUUCGGCGGCGGCAUCCGCUCCUGUCUCGGGAAACAGCUCGCCACUCUCUUCCUCCGUAUUCUGGCCAUCGAGCUGGCCAGCACCAGCCGCUUCGAGCUGGCGACCCGGGACUUUCCCAGAGUGGUUACGGUGCCGGUGGUUCAUCCGGUGGACGGGUUAAAGGUGAAGUUCUACGGUCUGGAUUCUAACCAGAACGAGAUUCCGUCCGAUCUCCUAGCCGACAUCAAGACGGAAGAGCUGCUGGGAGCCGCGGUGUAGAUUGUUGAUUUGGAUUGGACGAAGCAAGGAGGAAGGGAGGGAUGGAUAGAGGGAGGAGAAAUGAGAGAGAGGAGGAGGAGGAUGGAUGGAGGACAUGGCAGAGAGAAUAAAAGGAGGAUGGGAGGUCAGGAGUGGUCUAGCAUCCUUUUUUUCAUUUUGCUGAUGUCUUGGAAUGUUGGAGGUCUCCUUUGAACUCUAAAAAGGAACAUUCUGAAUUCCGAUUCCUUYUCUUUGUCGUGUUAUUGUUAGUCAUUGGAACUUUCUGGGAGACAAAGAAGAAGAACAGAGGCUGCCAAAAAAAAUCUCUAUUCCGUUUGUUUUCCAAGAAAUAUACAAAACUAUGUAUAAAAUGAAAAGUAAUGUAAUAUAAUGAAUGAAAAAAAAAAAAGAAGACUUAAUGUUAAGAGAAGUUAUGCACAAUUAGGAAACAGAUUCUUAGGGGAGUGUAUUUGGAUUAGAGGGAUGGAUGGAGGUAGGGAAGAAAGAAAGAAAGCAAGGAAAGGAGGGAUAAAACAGGGUAUAAUGAUUUAAGAAGCUUAGGGAUAGGAUAAGAGACAGGUGAAUCUACACAGGAGAGAGAGAGACUCUUAAAGUGAAUCCAGAGCUAGAGAGAGAAGGGCAGAGGUGAGUUCAUACACACUUGUAUAUAUCAGGGUGCUCCAAGUCCAGUCCUGGCAAGUGCUAGAGUUUUCCAGGCUUUUCUUCCAGCCAUGCUCUAACACACGUCUCUCAAACAAUCAAGCUAUCAACCUAUCAACUAUCACGAUUUGUUAAAUGAGGCGKUUUUUUUUACCCGGAAAAUGGACUAUAAUUCUCCAAGAUGGGGUUCAAACAGAGACCCCUGCUAUAAAGGACUUCAGGGAGAAUGCGAAAGAGAGACUCAAAAGCUGUAAAGGAUUUUAGGAUUGUGUGUUAAUAGCUCAGGUGUGGAAGGGGAUCUUUCAUUGGACGUAUUUUCAUAUCUUCAUUUUUUUUUACUCAACCUGCACAUAAGAGACGAUCAGUUGUUACCAAUCAUCCCCCUUCCCCUUUAAACCCUCAAACCUGUGCUAUGAUGUCAUCGGACUAUGUGUCCGUGUGUGUGUCCGUCGCUUGGCCUGACAUCUGCCUCUUUGCUUGACUGGAUGUAUUUUGGACAUAAAGGAGAACCAUUUUUCUAAAGCUAUCAGAAUCGUCUAAGCUGGAGGAAGAAUGAUAGAGAGAAAGAGAAGAAGAGAUAAAGAAAGAGAAGAAGACAGGGAGAGAUAAAGAGAGAGGGGAGGAGAGGGAGAGAUACAGGAGGAGAGGAGACCUAUAUACUUGCUGCUUGAGAGUUGCUUUGUUUUUGUAUUUCAGUUGGAGCAGAGUGUUGUUGAACUCUGUGGGACGUGAAGCUGACAUUUUGACUAGCUGCUCCUCUUUAUCAACACAAAAAUGCAAAAUUGAUUUAAAGAAAAAUCUAAACUUUAUUAGCUAAUGAGAUUUAACAACGUGAGACGAUUGCACAAUCAGAAUCAUUUUUGGAACUUAUUACUAACCCCAACACCAGGAAAUGUCCAUCAUGGAUACGGAGAGAAAAUACUUCCAAAACAAAACUGCUUCCUUUAUAACUCGUCAAAAGAACACUUAGAACUUAAUGAACAUUCCGGAACUCACAAACAUUCCGGAACUCACAAACAUUCUGGAACUCACAAACAUUCUGGAACUCACAAAUAUUCCGGAACUCACAAACAUUCCGGAACUCACAAACAUUCUGGAACUCAAUUUUUUGGGGAAUUCACAAACAUUCCGGAACAUUCUGGAACAUUCUGAAACAACAUCCCGGAAUCCUUGGACAGUUGGGAGUUUUAUUUGGAGGGAGCUAGGACCCAGGGACUGCUGGGAAAAGCUUCUAUAAAUGAUAUUCUACUACCGUCUUCUACAGAUAUAUAAUGUCUAUAGUGUUAAAGUCGUAUAUAUUCUGGGACCAACUACACCACUGAUUGUCUACACAUACUAUACGUACAGUGAGCUGCUUCUGUGUUUCUAAAUGACAGUUAUAGAAGUGCUAUCAUAUAUAGAUUGCAAGUGAGAUUCAUCGACAUUUCUCGUUUUUUUUAUUGUAUUUUAAAAUUGUAUUUAGCAAAUAUUUUGUAUUUUGUGAAAAGCAAAGAGGGAUGGGCAGUUCUGUUUAUUAUGAUUCUUGUGUUUAGUAAGUAAGCCAUGGGUUAACACCUGUUCUCUCUAAUAUCCUAAUAUUAUUAUUAUUGACUAUUAAUAUUUCUUAUUGUAAUAAAAUAUUAUUGUUUUAAGUUGCCAUUUUUAUUAUAUUUCCAGAGUUUUAGUAUAAAUGUCAAAAGUCUGUUUGUUGGUAAAUAUCUUUAUAUUUAGAAUGAUAUGAAUUAUUUCAGUUAUAUUGUAAAACAGCGUUGAAUAUGUUAAUAUUGUUUAUUGUAAUAAUUAUUCUUAUUUUGGGUUAUUAUUAUAAUUAUCAUUAUAAUUAUUAUACUAUUAAUAAUUAUUAUUAUCACAACAUUCAUUUAUUAUUAAUAUUAAGCAGACAAUUACUUGCGAGGUAUGUUCAAUAUUGAAGUGUCACAUGGCUUCAUUGGUCAUUUUCCCAUUUGACACCCUAUUCCCUAUACAGUGCACUACUUUUGACCAGAGUCCUAUGGUAAGUAGUGAACUAACUAGGGACUAGGGUGUCAUUUGAGAUGCAGUUAUCGCUGUCUGUCUGCCUGUCUGUCCUUCUGUACAUAAUGUGUAUUUCAUUUUACAGAUCCCAACAAUUCACUUAGUUCAAAUAUGAAUGUUUUUCAACUGUGAUUCUUAAAUGUACUCCUGUAAUAAAAUAUAAUGUGAAAAUUAA
Salvelinus sp. IW2-2015 is the source of this 3631-nucleotide messenger RNA. RefSeq lists its product as uncharacterized. NCBI's taxonomy places the organism in Eukaryota, Metazoa, Chordata, Actinopteri, Salmoniformes, Salmonidae. Bases 1 to 804 code for a protein of 267 amino acids. The transcript is spliced from 3 exons. The record is from RefSeq and is a predicted model, not a curated record. Gene Ontology annotation, molecular function: iron ion binding; monooxygenase activity; heme binding.